GCCGGGCCAUAAGUGAAAGGCCCGGGCGAAGCCAGAACUUCGCAAAUCUCAAGCAAGCCCUCUCCUCUUCAGACCUGUGAAUCGCUUUUAAAGCUCCCUUUAACUAUCGUACUGUCCGUGAUGGCUUCUGAGAGUAUUGAAGAGAGAUUCAAGAGUGAGCUGCUCAGAUGUUAUGAAGAAAGCAAGAAAUAUCUUUUCCCAAAGGCUGAGUACUACAGAAGGAUAGGCAGCAUUAAAUCUUCAUCAGUAAAUAGUCAUAUGAAGAGUAGAAGUGACUAUUAUCUUCUAUCCAAAUAUGAAGUCCUCAAAUGCGGUGACGUGGAAAAGCUUAUAAAAAACGGACAAAUGCAGACGAGCCACCCCUGUAUUAUGUAACUACUGAGGAGACUUUUGACGUCAUCAAACGUGUUCAUAUUGCAACAGGACAUGGUGGGCGUGACCACAUGAUUAAGGAGUUACAACGAAAAUAUGCCAGCAUCACAACAAAGGCCUUGGAGCUCUUCAGAUCACUGGGUGAGGAAUGUCAGAAGAAAAGGAAAAGACCAAUGACCAAGGGUGUUGUGGUCCGUCUUAUCCGCAGCAAGGAAUUUGAAUCUAGGAGCCAGGCUGAUUUGACUGACAUGCAAUCAAUGCCACACUCCAACUUUAAAUGGAUCAUGGUGUACCAUGACCAUCUCACCAAAUUCUGCAUUCUUCGUCCUCUUCAAACCAAAUGUGCUGCAGAGGUUUCUUUCCAGCUUGUAGAUAUCUUCCUUUUCAUGCUGUUCUUCAAAGUAAUGAUAGCUCAGAGUUCACAUCCAGGGUGAUUAGUGAGCUAAAAGAAAUAUGGCCAAGUAUGAAAUAUGUUCAAACUCCUCAGAUACUUCAAGGUCACCAAGACCAAAUUCA
Messenger RNA from Penaeus monodon (black tiger shrimp), 888 nucleotides. RefSeq names its product KRAB-A domain-containing protein 2-like. Lineage: Eukaryota; Metazoa; Arthropoda; Malacostraca; Decapoda; Penaeidae. The transcript is spliced from 2 exons. The record is from RefSeq and is a predicted model, not a curated record. The coding region runs from base 444 to 806 and encodes 120 amino acids.